AUGGUUUGCGAUAAGUGUGAAAAAAAGUUAGAUAAAUUAGCCACUCCAGAUACUUGGAAAGAUGGAGCUAAAAGUGAAGGAAAAUAAGGAGGUAGAAAAAUAGGUUAAAAUAUGCUAUUAAGUUCUAAAGCUAAAGUAGGAUUUGAUCCUUUUGGUAAUAAAUGCAAAUCAUGCAAAUAAAAAGUUCCAAAAACAGAUUAGUAUUGCCAAGGCUGUGCAUAUAAAAAAGGUUUAUGUAAAAUGUGUGGCGUUAAAGUACUUGAUACCAAAUUUUAUAGACAAAGCAAUGUAUGA
Molecule: messenger RNA, 294 nt
Organism: Tetrahymena thermophila SB210
Lineage: Eukaryota; Ciliophora; Oligohymenophorea; Hymenostomatida; Tetrahymenidae
Product: cysteine-rich PDZ-binding protein
Exons: 1
Biological process (GO): cytoplasmic microtubule organization
Molecular function (GO): microtubule binding
Source: RefSeq, a predicted model, not a curated record